Messenger RNA from Syzygium oleosum, 2271 nucleotides. RefSeq lists its product as uncharacterized. The transcript has a single exon. NCBI's taxonomy places the organism in Eukaryota, Viridiplantae, Streptophyta, Magnoliopsida, Myrtales, Myrtaceae. The record is from RefSeq and is a predicted model, not a curated record. Gene Ontology annotation, molecular function: RNA nuclease activity. Bases 726 to 1874 code for a protein of 382 amino acids.
GGAAACACCUUCAUCUCUCUCUCUCUCUCUCUCUCUCUCUCUCGCUCCCAGAGACACGAACGUACGCGCACGGAAGAUCGCUGUCGAUCGCGAUGAUGCAGUGGAAGGCUUGUUUGAAGAGAACCCAGAAAGCAAACCUCGUACGAGCGUCCUGUCGUCCGGUAAGAAACAGAGCCAGGUAGCUAUACGCUCGUUGUUGGGCCAGUAUAGGAGGCAAAGUGGGAAAAGAAGUCUUACUUUCUGCUCAAUGACCUUAACGUUGACAUUAUCCACCGCCGUGCUUCUGAAAGAAGAAGCAAAGGUGAUGGCUAGUACAUGUACCGUGUGGUUGCAUCAAGUCGUUAGUUGGCAGUCGUGUCGAGCCACACUUGGGUGAUUUCAGGAUUGCGUAACGUCUGUUUGAUGAAAUGCUCCAGUGGAGCAUAGGAGGUGGCGGUACGGUUAUGACUAUUGAUUGGAGGAUGGUAGUCGGGAGAUGAUUGUGUGGAAGUAGUGUAUUCGUGGUUCACGUAUAACUAAGCCUACCAACCGAUCGAAUAGGACCCCGUUUCUAGAUCCCCGUCCUUGAACCAAACAACGUCCCGGUCUCUGCUUCAGGAAUCGCGAAGGUACGAAUCCAUAUGUACAGGGUUGUGUGCGAUUAAGCUUCAAAGAUUCGGUUUUGUCCAGAUUGGAGAUUUUCAUUUGUGAAACAUAAGUUGGUGUCUUUUAGCUUGUUAUUUGUCAUGGUUGUUCGUAUGAAGAUUCAAAGCAUUUGGUGUUUUGCUCAUCUCGGAAAACUCAAUGCCCUCAAGUACACGUACACUGCCUUUGCUAGAUAUUGUCACUCCGAACCACUCGGUGUCACUGCUACUUAUUUGGAACCAUCACCUUCAUCAAGUAACAAGAAUAGUGUGGCCAUCUUUUGGGAUUUAGACAACAAGCCCCCUAAUUCCUUCCCUCCAUUCGAUGCUGCUAUCAAGCUAAAAGCUUCAGCAUCUUCGUUCGGUGUAGUCCAUUACAUGGUGGCUUAUGCUAAUCAUCAUGCGUUCAGUCACGUCCCUCCAGUUGUUAGGGAGCAGAGGAAGGAAAGGAAGGUGUUGAACAAGUUGGAAGAUAAGGGUGUGCUCAGGCAGGUGGAGCCGUACUUGUGUCGUGUCUGUGGGAGGAAAUUCUAUACGAACGAAAAAUUUGUUAAUCAUUUCAAGCAAAUCCACGAGCGCGAACAUAUGAAGAGGGUGAGUCAAAUAGAGUCCGCGAGGGGGAAGAGGAGGGUGAACUUGGUUGCCAAGUACUCAAUGAAAAUGGAGAAGUACAAGAAUGCUGCAAGGGAUGUUUUGACCCCCAAAGUCGGGUACGGUUUAGCCGAUGAGUUGAAACGAGCAGGGUUUUUCGUGAAUAUGGUCUCGGAUAGGCCUCAAGCAGCAGAUGUUGCGUUGAGGAAUAACAUGGUUGAUGUGAUGGAUAAGAGGAAGGCUGACUGUUUGGUCCUGGUCUCGGAUGAUUCGGACUUUGUGGAUGUUUUUAAGGAAGCGAAACUGAGGUGUCUUAAGACUGUUGUCGUGGGACAUAUAAACGACGGACCUUUGAAGAGAACAGCAGAUGUUGGGUUCUCGUGGAGGGAUAUUCUGAUGGGGAAGGCUAAGAAAGAAGCUGUAUCGGUUGUGGGCCGUUGGAAAGACCGUGACAUUUUGAAUAGGCUGGAGUGGACUUACAACCCAGAAGUGGAUAGGAAAAUUUAUGAUUAUUAUGAUGAGAGUGAAGGCCAGGAUUUUGAAGACAGUGAUAGCGGAGUAGAUGGUGAAUUUAUAGAAAAAGAUGAUAGGAGAGCUUGGUGGGAUCUGGACUCAGAUGAUGAUGUUGCUUCUUCUCAGGCAUCUCAUUCAUCUUCAUGAUCGUUGAUGAACUGAAUUGAUUUGGCACAUAUAUCAGUAGAUGCAUAAUCAAAUGAGUAAUCAAUGUUUGACACUGCAUCCCUCAGGCAGAACUUUCUGUCUCUCUGUUCUGUCGGCUUGCUGGCUAAUCUGUGGAUGAUGAUGCAGAAAUGUGGUCAAGCUUAAAGGCUUAAGUUGAACUCCUACCGUACUAAUCAGAAUGAAGGAGAAUUAUUUGACAUACUUGUGAUAACUUUUCCCAAGUAUUAUUGUUCAUGUUCAAACAUAAGCAUAAAAUCUGCCUGUCAUCCUUGGUGAUGCUUUUGACAUGACUCUUGAAAUUGGUCAGUUGCGCACCAGCUACUUCUGCAUUUUGAUCCUACUUAUCAAUGUUAUAAUAUGCUCGGUUUGUUCUCUA